AUGACGUUGGAGGUCUCUUUGACAUACAUUUCAUCAAGUACCGUACUUAUAAACACCUUUGCUGCUCUCUGUCUUGGUGGCAACACUGGCGUUUUGAAUAUGAAUCUUCCUGACCACAGUAUGCAUAGUCCUGGUGAGGGCUGUCUGAAAGAAGACAAAUCUGAGAUGAUGGCCUCCUGCUGCCGUAACAUGUUUGAGGAUCCUCUGGCCGCCUAUCCGAACAACUCCAUCAUUUCUCAUCUGCUCCGCAAGACCAUCCACAACAAAAGAGCUAUGAAUGGAAACAUGUUCUAUCUACCACCUCCAGCCACCCUCUCUGGCCUAGACGACACAAGCAUGAUGGUGUCCAAAGACAGCAUGGAACCCCCAGACCUUCGAGAGCACCACCCUCCAAUUAGCACAAGCGUUGAGGUGGAGCGACCCCUAAGUGACCAUCUCCAAGCAAAGAGAGCUCGAGUGGAGAACAUCAUACGGGGCAUGGCAGGAUCACCCAACUCUAGGCUCCAGGGAGAAGAGGACAUUGGUGACCCCGAUCUCGAGCUGGACAGAAAAGAGCUCAACAAAGAGAACAAGCGGAAACAGAGACUUCCUCAGCACCAGGAGAGCAGCGCAGAUAGCGAGAUGCUAGCAAACAUGGCCGGCAGCAGAGGCGGCAGCAGCAGCAGCAUCAGCACCAGCAAGAACCAGGAGUGUCACAAGCUGAAGCAGCAGCUCCAGAGCAUGCAGAGGCUCCUCCAGCAGCUCGAGGACAAGUUCUUUCAGGUCUACAACCAACACGACUCCGAGAACAGCAGAGCAGAAGACGAGACUGGCGACAUUGACAUUGCUGAUCAUAGCAACAGUUUGAUCCAAACAAAAGCUGCCAGUGAAGUAACAAAUGGCUUGAGUGUUAGUGAGGGAUGUGAAAACAGGCCAGACUGGAUGGCAGGCUGUCCGAGAGAAAAAGCCAUGGUGGACAUCAACUGCCUGAGCAGCAAGAGGGAUGGGAAGAACCUGCAAGAGACUCUUAAGUAUGAGCUGUCUAGAGCUGUGAAUGAAAGCAUUGACACUGUGUUCCAAAAGCUGUCAUCUACUCUACUGAGUCAGUCGUCUCCAUCAUCGUUGUGCCAUCCUUGCACUCCAGACAAUGCAGGAUCUGUGAAGAGGACUCACAUGUCAUGCAGUCCCCUUGUGCCAUCUAACACAGAAGAAGCCACCAUCAAACCAAGGCCUCUUCCGUAUUAUAGGAGCUCAACUCCACAAACCCCGGAGCAACAAACUGAGGCCCUAUCUCUCGUUGUUCGUAAGUCCCCAAACAGCCCACUGAACUCGACCAGUCAGUCUAUUAAACAGCCCUAUCCAUUCCAUCAGCCUCCAUUUCAGUUUGGUUAUGCCGCUCCCCUGCAUGAUACCCAGAUCCUAGAGCAUCUCCUUAAGUAUGGUCCCCAUGGUAACCUUGGGGGCCUCACGUGCCUCCCACCCUCUCUGGACAGAGCCUCCCCGGACUCCGAAGACCUGCCUUGGGAGAGUAUAUCCAUGAGAUCCAAAGUGAUGUCCAGUCACCUCGGGCAGCACAGCAGACCAGGGGUACUGGGCUCAGUGUCGGUGGACGGUCUGUGUCUCCCGCAUGUGAAAAUGGAGUGUCGAGAUCUUCAAAGUAUGACAGAGAGGAGCUCCUACAUAUCACUCAGUAUUCAGGAAGGUUUGACUCCCAAUCAUCUGAAGAAGGCUAAACUGAUGUUCUUCUAUACACGUUAUCCCAGCUCCAGUGUUCUAAAAACAUACUUCCCUGAUGUAAAGUUCAACCGUUGCAUCACAUCCCAGCUGAUCAAGUGGUUCAGUAACUUCCGAGAGUUCUACUAUAUCCAAAUGGAGAAGUUUGCUCGACAGGCCAUCGUUGAUGGUGUGAACGAUGUGAAGGGGCUGUCCGUCACACGAGACUGUGAGCUUUUCCGAGCUCUCAACAUGCACUAUAAUAAAGCCAACGACUUCCAGGUUCCUGAACGAUUCCUAGAAGUAGCUGAGAUCACACUUCAAGAGUUUUUCACUGCUGUUUUGCUGGCCAAAGAUUCAGACCCCUCGUGGAAAAAAGCCAUCUACAAGGUCAUCUGUAAACUGGACAGUGAGGUUCCUGAAGAAUUUAAAACAUCCACCUACCUGUAAAGAACUUGAUAAUUUAUUAAUUCUAAGACAUCAUGUCUUACAAUUAUGAGAUGAGAUGGAUGGAUGGAUAAGUAUUGGGUGAAAAAAAUAGAUUUAAGUAAACAUUACAUUAUUGAAAAUAUAAGAUUUUACCAUAUUUAAGGUAGCAUUGUGUCAAGUGUUACACAAGUGCAAGUGCUACACAAUUAUAUCCAGACAUCAACUUAAAAAAAAAAUCCAAAUUCUACAUGACCCCAUAUCAGGAAAUGGCACUAUCUUUCCUUUUAAAAAGUCCCUCAUUCAUUUCUUAUUUUCUGUUCUGUUCUGUUAACCAAAUGUCAAGUGUUCAUUUACGGAUGAUAAAUUAAGUGGCUAGACUACAUGAAUGUAAAAAAAUUGUAAACAAGACAUUUCGACAUUACCAUGUGGUAAUGACCAAUGGGAAUUUAUUUUCAUUUUAAAUUAACUUAGAGUAUUGCUUAAAUUACAUUGGAUUCUUACAAUGUAGAAACAUGUGUAAUUAUGAUAUAAAGUUUUCAUGGUACGUAUGUUGCAUUGUUGCAUAUGUUGCAUUGAGAUGGUAAAGCAGAACUAAUGACUUAUAUAGGAAUUUAAGCUUACAGUUAUUUUGUGAAAUCCAUAGAAACAUUUUAUAGCAGUGCUUUGAUGUGCUGGAUUUUUCAUAUUUUAAGUAGGUAAAGUACGUAGAUCUCUUCAUGAUUGUAAAUUACAUUAAUGUUGUAAAUUAAAUUAAGUUACCAUGUUACUUGUAUAUUUUUAAAUACCCUUCACCUAUUGAUGAAGAUGAAGAUGUCAUCAUUGUUUUUGUGCCAUAUAUUGUAUCUGCAGCUUUUGGUUUAACAUUAGGUAAAGAUUUUUUGCAUAGAUUAGAAUUGAGAGUUGGGUGUCUUUAAUAAUUGUGAACCAACAAGCUUUUUUU
This is a messenger RNA of Alosa alosa (allis shad), 3061 nucleotides long. RefSeq names its product prospero homeobox protein 1-like. Lineage: Eukaryota; Metazoa; Chordata; Actinopteri; Clupeiformes; Clupeidae. Gene Ontology annotation, cellular component: nucleus. Gene Ontology annotation, molecular function: RNA polymerase II cis-regulatory region sequence-specific DNA binding; DNA-binding transcription factor activity, RNA polymerase II-specific. Gene Ontology annotation, biological process: regulation of transcription by RNA polymerase II. The record is from RefSeq and is a predicted model, not a curated record. The coding region runs from base 1 to 2142 and encodes 713 amino acids. The transcript is spliced from 5 exons.